This is a messenger RNA of Phytophthora megakarya, 603 nucleotides long. The record is from the annotation of a GenBank genome assembly. Lineage: Eukaryota; Oomycota; Peronosporomycetes; Peronosporales; Peronosporaceae.
AUGUGCAUCGACUAUCGGGUCGUGAACAGUUUCAUUCAGUUGACGAAUUACCCACUGCCACUGAUCGAUGAUCUCAUUACUCGUUUUGAAAGAAUGAUGGCGUUCAUGAAUCUCGAUAUGGCGAGUGGUUUCUGGGCGGUCCGAAUAUCCGAGAAGUCUAAGCUCAUCUCAGCAUUCACUUGCCCAUUCGGGCACUUCCAAUGUGUACGUAUGCCAUUCGGGUUGAAACGCCCCGCUGAUUUACCAGCAGAUGAUCAAAAAUUGUCUAUGGGGAUUCCACCCAAAGAGGAAGCACUUGUAGAUCGGGAUGCGUUAGACUACCUGCGGUUGGACCCUCAGGCGCCAGGUGACAACAUAGAUACGGAAUCCAGGAUUACACCGCUAGUGGAGCAAAUGGCGGAUUUCAGGCGCAACAUCCCCGCACUAUCCCAAAUGGGGCCAGGCUUGGAUCAACUAUGCGGCGAUCUGGAUGCGUUGCUCUAUCGGUUACGGUACUGGAGUAUCUCCGUCAGUUUGCCUAAGAGCGGAUUCGGGAAGCGUGUUAUACCGUAUUCUCUCACGAGAUCGGUGUUGAAGGGAUACGUGCUACACCGAAAAUCGUGA